This is a messenger RNA of Trachymyrmex cornetzi, 747 nucleotides long. RefSeq lists its product as uncharacterized. Lineage: Eukaryota; Metazoa; Arthropoda; Insecta; Hymenoptera; Formicidae. The transcript has 2 exons. The record is from RefSeq and is a predicted model, not a curated record. Bases 1 to 747 code for a protein of 248 amino acids.
AUGGAAUUGCAAUGUCAAGGUCCCAGGGGGGCAGCGAUUAAGAUUCCGUCUGGAGCGCGCGGCCAGGUAGUGAAUCGGCUGCGCUCAGCUCUAGCAGAGCACUUUGCAAAUAGGUUACUUAGUAAGCCUGAUCAGGGUAAGGUUUUCGAGGUGUCGUCACGGAGUCGGGUGAGCAAUCACUUUAUCCGUGGCGGCAGUUUCACUCCCUUCGCCGAUUGGCGCUUUAUACAUAAGGCCCGUUUUGACGUACUCCCUCUCAACGGCGCACGACGUUGGGAGGCAAAUGAUAAGCGCUGUCGGCGAUGCGGUGAAGCAUCGAAAACUUUACCCCAUGUGCUCUGUCACUGCGGUAUCCACUCUGGCGCAAUACAGCUGAGGCACAACACUGUCCUGCAUCGCCUCUGGAAAGCCACUCGCCUUCCAGGGAUAGUGCGGGUUAACCAGCGGGUGGAGGGCGUCAGCGGCGAUUUGGCGGCGCUACGACCUGACCUCGUGGUCAGGCACGAGCCCUCCAAAAGUGUUGUCAUAUGCGACGUCACAGUGCCCUUUGAAAAUAGAUUAGUAGCGUUUGAAGAGGCCAGGGCGAGGAAAUUAGAAAAAUACAACGCCCUGACCGAAGAAUUACAACACCAAGGGUAUCGUGUCGUCGUGACAGCCUUCGUCGUCGGCGCCCUCGGCUCGUGGGAUCAGGGAAAUGAGGCGGUGUUGAGACUGCUGAGGCUUCUGAUCGACAGAUCGAUCGUGUGA